This is a messenger RNA of Xiphophorus couchianus (Monterrey platyfish), 7799 nucleotides long. RefSeq names its product phospholipase A2 receptor 1 (gene pla2r1). NCBI's taxonomy places the organism in Eukaryota, Metazoa, Chordata, Actinopteri, Cyprinodontiformes, Poeciliidae. The transcript has 30 exons. Bases 1764 to 6548 code for a protein of 1594 amino acids. The record is from RefSeq and is a predicted model, not a curated record.
UGAAAAAGAGUUAAUAUGUUACAAGUAAUCCAAUUAAGUUUAUCCAAGUAAAUAUACUAUGUUUAUGAAUUUCUCAUGUGAAACAAUUGAAAAUAAAAUAAGUUUGAGAAAUUUAAUUUGCUUACAUGUAACAAAUUAACUCAAUUAUUUUCAAGUCUAAGCUCCAUUCUAUCUUUUUGUUUUUAGGACGACGCCAUCGACUAGUGACUGCCGUUUACAGACCCCUCAGGUUGGCGCUGCACAUACACACAAAUGUGUUCAAAAAGCAGUUCUCUAACCCUCCACUUCCAACUGUGCAAGAGCCAAAAUACUAUUUUUAUUUCAAUGUGAUUGACAUGGGGCAAAAAGAGCUUCUAUGUAAAUGACUUCUAUGGAAGCAGCUCUAUAUGAAAAGUAACAGUGUUGUGAAUAAUUGCAUAAAAGUAUGUGGAUUAACUGUUUUGACAAUUCUGCACACUAACCAGAGAACCUCACUUCAUGAAUUUGAAAUGUCUUGUAAUAUAAAGCGAUACCACUGAUAGUAAAGCGUAACUUCCUGAAGGACUGGCGUGGACAAGCUGACAGACUGAGAAAAAAAAUAUAUAUAUAUAUAACCGAAUGUUUUUCUAAAUUUUUCCCCUGGACAAAUUGCAUCAUUUGUUCGUAGAACGUGGCAAUAUUCAGAGCAAUCAUCAAAUAGGAAGAAAUAUUUCAUAAAGCAAAUAGGAGCCAAAGUUUGUUAAAUUUUAGAUCCUGGCUCCUAUUAAGUAAAAUUAAAUUAUGGGCCAUUAUAAAGAGAAAUUCUCUUUGUUCUCUCCUGUUUCUAGAACUGAGAGAAACCAAACUAUAGUUUUAUUAGCAAAGAAAAUGUACAUGUUACAUAUCCAAACAUCAGCGUCUCAGCUUUAAGCCACAUUUUGUAGAACAAAGUAACAUCGAUGGUCAGCCUACUCACCAACUGCCCCAACCAGACCCAAAAAAGGUUUCGCGUCUUUAUUAUUUGCUAUAUUAAAGACGCAUCAUAUCAUAAUUUACUGCAUAAAUUCUCAUGUAAGUUUUGGCUUUAUUCUUAGCACUAAAAAAGAAAAGGCCUUCCAGUGACUAUGGGGGCAUCAGCACCCUAAGCCCCCCUGCCGCUCCGCACCAACUUGCAACACAAAGUUACACCCUUGUUUAUAUCUGCUAUAUAUAGCUUAAUAAAUAACUCUAAUGAGUGUUGAACUCUAGCAUUGUGAUUAAUGAAAGUGCAAAAUUAAUGUCUUUUAAAACUGUGUAUAUCACAUUUUUAAAAACACAACAUGGAGCGCGGUGAUGUCACAGAUCUCUGCAGGUACACAGGUAGAGGUGCAUCUUUAAAAGUUUGAAAAUUCAUAAAUUGUAGGAAACCGUCUAGAGAACAAGCUUGUGUCAUAAAACUCAAAGAGCAAAAAUGAUGCAACUUUCUGUAGCUUGAGUUUAAAUAAUUUUGUUAUAAAAAUGUUAUGUAGAAGGGAGUCCCCUUUUUGCCUUACUUUGCCGAAUUGCGUCUACACAAAUAAUAUCCUUGAAAUUUUCUCAUAAAACACCUUCAGAGAUCUUAGAAAUAUAAAAAAAAUUAAUUUUAUUCCGUUCUUUCCUUUUCUUUUCGAUGUUACGAAUGGUUCUCUUUGGGAAACCUGUAGAAAAUUUCUCUGUGCCAUUUUUGCAAACCCCUCCAGAGCGUUCCCCGUACUGCUGCUAGGAAACCACCAAAGAAAAGUCUUGGACACAUCGGCGGAUGUUCCCAGUACGUUCGCCUUAUAUUUAUGGACUUUUUGUCUUUUGGGAGUCCUCUGGUAAUAAAAAAAAAAGUUGACUGGCCGUGUCCCAGUGAAAACACAGCAGAGCGGCAGGAAUGCAGCGCUCGGACCCGGGCAGCCCCAGCAGCUCCUCCGUCAGACGUGACGUCGCUGCUGGUUCCCCGCAGAAAAACUUCACUCCGGAGAAAGUUUUCUAGAAGGGAGAGACAGAAGAGGGGGGGGAGAAAAAAAAAAAAAAAAAAAGAAAAGCAGCGAGCCCGAAAAUACGCGGAGCCCCGGAAUGUGCAAACGCUCGGUUCUCCAACAUUUCAGCCAUCUGUCGAAAUGUUUCUGCGCUCCCGUCGAUGCACGGACUCGGUCGCUGCUCUUGUGGCGCUUAUUUAUUUAACGGUGUUGUUGUCGAGAAGCUCCCUGUGUAGCAGCGAGGAGGACGAUGAGGUCCUGGGGAAAAACCAGCUCGCUGAAUACUACAGAAAAGGUCUCUUCAUCCUGGAGAGCGUUACACUGAAGCGCUGCGUGACGGUGAACGGCUCCAAUGUGGUGCUGGACGAUUGCGAGCGUCCCACACGCCACAUGCUGUGGAAGUGGGUCUCUAGGCACCGACUCUUCAACUUAGGCACCAGCAUGUGCCUGGGCCUUAACCUUUCGGACACAAUGCAGCCGUUGGGCAUGUUUGAGUGCGACGCUACCUAUCUAGUGCUGUGGUGGCGUUGCCACGGGAACAUGCUCUAUGGGGCGUCAGAGUGGAAGGUGACGGUUUCCGGACGUUUGGUGGUGGUAAGAAAGAACGUGUACCACGAGUGGAAAAGGUACAACACUCCCAAAGAAGGCCCCUGCUCACAUCCAUAUGAAGAAAUCCACACUCUUUUGGGAAAUGCACACGGAUAUUCUUGUGUUUUUCCUUUUAAUUACAACAACAAGUGGUACGCUGAGUGUACAACUGAGGGCCGGGAGGAUAAUCUUCACUGGUGUGCCACUACUGAUCGCUACGAUCAGUCUGAAAGAUGGGGCUUCUGCCCAGUUAAAGCUUCCAGUUGUGAUCAUUUCUGGGAGUUGAACCAGGAGCUCAGCGCGUGCUACCAGUUCAACCUGUACACCAUCCUCACCUGGAGUCAGGCGCUGUCCACCUGCCUCGCUCAAGGAGGGAAUCUGUUGAGCAUCACCAGCCUGGCUGAGCACAGGUAUAUCCGAGAUCGACUGGCAAAUGUUGGUGCAAUGGUGUGGAUUGGACUGAACCACCUUAAGGACGGGUAUGGAUGGAAAUGGUCCGAUGGCGCUCCCUUGUCACUGGUGAAUUUUACUACAGCUCUGGCCGCUGGACCGCUAGAGACCAACAUGCCUUGUGGAGUGUACAACUCUGCCUAUGGAGGCCAAUGGCAGAGUCUUUCCUGUGAGUCCGCCCUGCCUUACAUCUGCAAGAAGACACCGAACAACACCGGCAUAGUUGAGCCACUAGAGAACUGGCAGUACAUCCAUACCGAGUGCGCUGAUGGCUGGUGGCCUCAUAAUGGCUUUUGCUACCAUGUGCUGGCGGAAAAAGACUCUGGAAGCUGGAAGGAGUCGUCCCGAGCCUGUGGCUCUCUGGGGGCAAAGCUAAUCAGUCUCCAUUCCUUGUCAGAGGCGGAGAUGCUGCUUAACCUGCUGGCUAACUAUUCCAGGGAAGUCACAGAGGUCUGGAUUGGUCUGUGGAAGCAGGGGCCAUCGCCAGGUGUAGAGUGGUCAGAUGGUUCACCAGUAACUCUGACUCUCUGGGACCAGUAUCAGCCUGUGCUCAACCUGACAGAUUCGACACAUUGCAUCAAAAUGGAGACAAAGAAAGGUAACUGGCUCUUGGCCCCAUGCGAUGAGCAACACCCUGCUGUAUGCAGAAGAGAAAGCCAGAGUCCUGUUCAGCACAGAGGAACCUGGGAUGAAGGAUGCCCUGCGGGUUGGAAGAGACACGGUCACUCCUGUUAUACAGUAACUAGUCAUGAACAGACGUUUGAAGAUGCGGCGUUGGGAUAUUACUGCAUGGCUUCUCUCCUCACUGUGGAGAACAGGUUUGAGCAGGCUUUUGUCAACAGUUUGCUGAGUGCGAAUGGAACCAACAGCAGCAUGAACUAUUGGAUCGGCCUCAAGGACCAGGAGAAGAAGGGGGAGUACAGGUGGCUUCCUCACAAUGGCUCCUCUCUGCCUCUCACCUUCUCAAACUGGAACAAGCACCAGCCUGUUAGUGCUGGUGGCUGUGUCGUCAUAUCUGGCGGUCCUGCUUUGGGUCACUGGGAGGUGAAAGACUGCAAAUCCCACAAGGCUUUGUCGGUGUGUAAGAUGAGCAGCAGCCACAGUGAUGCUGGCCUGCCAGAGCGCCACAUUGAUGCUUACGCCCCCUGUCCUCCAGGCUGGGAAUCACACUCUGGACUGCUCCACUGUUUUAAGGUGUUCCACGAUGAGAAAGUCUUGAUGAAGCGCUCCUGGGUGGAAGCAGACUUCUUCUGCCAAGCCCUCGGGGCUCAGCUGGCCAGUUUCCAGCACUAUGAGGAGCAGGUGUUUGUUAAGCACCUGCUCAGCACCAUGUUUGAAGGAACAGAGGGCCGCUGGUUCUGGGUUGGUUUAAAUAAGAGAGACCCCGACCACCCUGGAGCCUGGGAGUGGUCCGACGGCUCUCCAAUAGUGACGUCUUUCAUUGAAGAUAAGAACGAGGAGGAUGACAGGAGGGACUGUGCUGUGUACAGCGACCUGACUAACAACAUGAUGCCACGGCCUUGUGACACCAAACAUGAGUGGAUCUGCAAGCUGUCCAGAGGUGAUAAGCUGAAGAAGCCUUACUGGUACACUGAACAGAGCCAGGCCUGGGUGUUUUACCGAGGAGCCGAGUACUUGCUGGCUAAUCAACCCUACAACUGGCAUGCAGUCUCUUUGGCCUGUCAGAUGAUGGGAGCCCACCUGCUAUCCAUUCACUCCAGGGAAGAGUCGCAAUUCAUCAAGGAGCGCUUACGACGGUUCUCCCUGGGACACACCGACUGGUGGAUUGGCCUUUCCUUUGGCCCACCUGGAGAGGAGGUCAGGUGGAGCGACAAAACGGAGAUAGAUUUUCAGAACUGGGCUGAUAGCGGUUUAAACAGUGAUCUCAAAAAAAGCUGGACGUGUCUCUCCAUGUCUUCAACAGGGAAGUGGUCGGUAAAGAAAUGCAGCGAACUUCACGGCUACGUGUGCAAGAGAAGGACGGUAUCUGUGGUGGAGACUCCCCAGGAGCCACACUACAUUGGAGCAUGUCCAGAGAAGUGGCUCUACUUCGGACACAAGUGCCUCCUGCUUCACCUCCCUGGCAGUCCAAAUGAAGGAAAGAGUUGGAAAGACGCCCAGUCCAUCUGCUCUUUGUUUCAAGGCUCCCUGGUUGCCAUAGAAGAUGAGAUUGAACAAGCCUACAUCACCAUGCUGCUCCAGGGAAGCUCUGUAGGUGUGUGGAUCGGUCUGCGAGAUGAGGACACAAUGAAAUGGACUAAUGGGAAACCAGUCAGCUACACCAACUGGUCUCCAGUUGAACCAAAGAGUUAUCUUACUCAGGAUGACUGGCUCAGUGGGGCUGCCGAUGAACCCCUCUGCACCGUUUUGUCAAACAACCACAAUUUCCACCUCACUGGGAAAUGGUACGAUGAGAAGUGCAGUGAGAGCGGGUAUGGCUUUGUUUGUCAAAAACCUCAAGACACAUCCAAACCCCCCACCCACUCCUAUCACCACCGUCUUCCUGACAAUAUUGAGUACAGGAGCACCACCUACAAGGUUGUGUCUGGCAACAUGAGUUGGUACGACGCGAUGCACAUGUGCAUAGAAAAUGAUUCUGAGCUAGUGAGCAUUACAGAUGCCUACCACCAGGCUUUCCUUACUGUCCUUGUCAACAGAUUGGACGGCCCACAUUGGAUUGGACUGUACAGUCAAGACAGUGGCAUCAAUUACAAGUGGUCAGACGGCAGUGACACAGUGUACACACACUGGGACGCAGCUGAUGAUGAUGAUGACGACUUUGUGACUGGAGAGUGUGUGUACAUUGACGUGAACGGAGGCUGGCGGAGAGCAGACUGUGAGACUCCGUUGCCAGGAGCGCUGUGUCACAUUCCCCUGCCCAACAGUAAACCAUUUGUCUCGUACGAGAUGUCCUGUCCGCACACCUGGGUGAAGUUUGGACGAGGCUGCUACGACUUUGAGCCGGUGGUUGAGAAACUCACAUUUGAAGAGUCAAGAACCCGCUGUAAACAGAAAGUCAACACCUCAGACAUCCUGACCAUUGAAAGUGAGACAGAGAACCGUUUUGUUCUGGAGCAGCUGCGUUCUUCCGGGUCCCUUCACCGCACUAUUUGGUUGGGGAUGUACUUCAACAUUGAUACUGAUUCAAUGGCCUGGGUUGAUGGCUCACCGACGGACUACACCAACUGGGCAGAUAAAGGCCCAGACGCCAAACAGCUCACUGCAGACACCUGUGUUACAACCAGGGUGAUUGAUGACGUGUGGCGUCUGUCGACAUGCGGAUUGCAGCUCGGCUUCAUCUGCAAAACUGUCUCAGAUGUAGCCACUAAGGUGGAGGUGGAGCCCAUUAAUGGUUUGUAUCAUGGCAUCAUCCCUGCUGCAGUGGUGGUGGCAGUAUUGAUCUUCGCUCUGCUGGCAGGGGCGAUGUGGUUCCUGUACAAGAGAAACCCGGCUCGCUUUCGCGGCUUCCCCUCGCUCGGCAGCGCUUAUUACAGACAGACCAACUCUCAGGCAACAGAAUCAGAUGGAAAUGUUCUGAUUACAGACCUGGAGGCUCAUUCAGGGGAAUAGCAUCCAGGGACUUUGGCAAUUUAUUGGCCUUUCUGUGUAUCUCAGCAUUUUCCUGUCUGGUGUGUAGGCCAGGUGAAAUCUUAAAGCUGCGACACAAACCUCCUCAGCACCUGACAUGAUGACAUUGGAUGUGUUUGAAGGAUCCCGUUGACUCUGAUUCAGUUUUAUUUAAAGCAUUCAGCUGGGGAUAGAGUGGGAGUCGAUCUCUUCUGCAGACAAGGAGACGCAGUAUUUGAAUUAAUGCUUGAACUAAGAUCAGAUUAUUUGAAAUAAUCAGGAUAGCAGGGAACUUGAAGUUUAGGAGGUUAACAAAACGUUUUUAAUCAAAACUGCGUGAAAUUCAUUUGUUUAUAUGGUAGCAGUUCAGUGCAGAAAACGAUUGAUUUCAACGAUUUCAAAAGAGUGAAGGAAAAUUGUGGUAAUUUCAUAUUUUCACUAAAAAACAUAUUACUUAUCUGUUUCUGUAAAUGAGGCAUUCAGGAGCAUCUGGAUUUGCUGGAUUUGUACAUGUGGAACAUCAAAGUUGUCAGUAUUACUUUUUUAUUUACAUGUUAUUUUGUAUGUACACAUUCUGUAUAUUGACUUCCGAAGGUUGGUUUUUUUUUUAAGUGCUAGCAAUGUCCUGUUUUCAUUCCAAGUUUGGUGAUCUGAAGCAAAUUUAAAAAAUGCAUUUUGUAUAGUUUUAUUUGCAUUUAAUUAAAUUGAGGUGAGAUUAAACCAUUUAUGAUUGUCAUUUUAUACAAUGCGGGGUUAUAGAAAGUCUGUGAAAUAAACUACAUCCAUUUGGAGCCUUCUACAAGUUUACCACUUUAGUUUUAGGUGAUAGAUUAUGUAUUUUUUAAGUGGGCUUGUAAAUAUGAAAGAUAAUGCUACCAUGUCUAAAGAAAUUGCUGUUUGGUUCAUCAGACUGUUUCAUGCAUUUUUAAAUAGAAUUAUGUGUAUAAUUUGCAUUAAAAAAUAUCCUAUAUACCUGAUUACAUGUUGAACCAGUUCUGCAUUUUCAACCUUUGUAAAUCUCAGCACUGAUCUCAGUACAACACAGUCAGUCAGUAGAGUGUUAUUUAUCAGCUGUCAGUAAAGUGCAGCCUUAGAAUCAUCAGCAAUAUCUGACAUUAAAUGCAGAGUAUUUAAUAAUUCACAACAGCUGCAGGAAAAUCCGUGUGCAAAGCAGGAGGGAGAGUUGUGUGGCGCAAAAUGUUGGGACUUCCUGUUCAGUUUGCGUGUGAUUAAAAUAUGUUUGUGUAUAAUAUA